This is a messenger RNA of Triplophysa rosa, 894 nucleotides long. Its product is annotated as glutathione S-transferase P-like. Bases 61 to 681 code for a protein of 206 amino acids. The record is from RefSeq and is a predicted model, not a curated record. Gene Ontology annotation, cellular component: cytosol. Gene Ontology annotation, biological process: glutathione metabolic process. Gene Ontology annotation, molecular function: glutathione transferase activity. The transcript is spliced from 7 exons. NCBI's taxonomy places the organism in Eukaryota, Metazoa, Chordata, Actinopteri, Cypriniformes, Nemacheilidae.
ACAGCACACGCACAGUUCUCUUCGACCCGAGCGUUUGUGAUCCAGGCCGCAAGAAACAAGAUGACUUCCCUCAAGUUGUGGUAUUUCCCAACAAAAGGUCGGGCAGAAGCUGUGCGGUUGAUGUUGAAGGAUCAGGGUAAAGAGUGGGAGGAUAUCGCAGUAUCCGGUCAGGAGUGGCCCGCUGUAAAGCAAAGCUGCCUCUUUGGCCAGUUGCCUAAACUGGAAGACGGAAACCUGAUUUUGUACCAGACGAAUGCUAUCCGGCGACACUUGGCACGCAAACUAGGAGUGUAUGGGCAAAAUGAAAGAGACGCUGCUUUGAUUGACAUGAUGGAUGAUUCCCUCGUUGACCUUCUAGGAAAAUACAUGAAGCUCAUUUAUCAGGAAUACGACACCGGAAAAGAGAAAUAUCUCCAGGAACUGCCUGAAAAUCUCAGACGCUAUGAAAAAAUCCUGAGCGGCAAUAAAGGAGGAUUUCUGGUCGGCUCACAGAUCUCGUUUGCAGACUAUCUGCUGCUGUCGCUCCUCUUAUAUCAUCAGGUUCUCUGUCCGUCCUGUCUGGACUCUUUUCCUACCCUGAGAAGUUAUCUGGACAGAAUGUGUGCCAGACCCAACCUGCAGACUUACCUCCAGAGCGACGCUUAUAAGAGCAAACCCAUCAAUGCCAACGGAAAACAAUAAACUAUACUCGCAGAGUCCAAAUCUAGCAAAGCCUGAAAUAUUUCACCUGAAAAAUCCUGCGUGCUAUAAAACUGGCUCUAAUAAAUGUUCUUUUCUGCAUUGAAGUGUGUGUUUAGUUAAACAGAACAUUAUUAAGUGUUUUAAAUUCUUUCCACAAACUUGCUGUGAUUUUAAGCGGUUUAAUAUUUGUGGAUGUGCAGAAUCAAAAUAAAA